Trichoderma asperellum CBS 433.97 is the source of this 1214-nucleotide messenger RNA. RefSeq lists its product as uncharacterized. The record is from RefSeq and is a predicted model, not a curated record. Gene Ontology annotation, molecular function: ATP:ADP antiporter activity. NCBI's taxonomy places the organism in Eukaryota, Fungi, Ascomycota, Sordariomycetes, Hypocreales, Hypocreaceae. Gene Ontology annotation, cellular component: mitochondrial inner membrane. Gene Ontology annotation, biological process: mitochondrial ADP transmembrane transport; mitochondrial ATP transmembrane transport.
AUACUUCAGUCACAAUGUCUGAGAAGCCUCAAAAGGUCCUGGGCAUGCCGCCCUUCGUUGCGGACUUCCUGAUGGGUGGUGUUUCCGCUGCCGUCUCCAAGACCGCUGCUGCCCCCAUCGAGCGUGUCAAGCUUCUUAUCCAGAACCAGGAUGAGAUGAUCAAGGCUGGCCGUCUUGACCGCCGCUACACUGGCAUUGGCGAGUGCUUCAAGCGCACUGCUGCCGAUGAGGGUGUUCUCUCCCUGUGGCGUGGUAACACUGCCAACGUCAUCCGAUACUUCCCUACCCAGGCCCUGAACUUCGCUUUCCGUGACAAGUUCAAGAAGAUGUUCGGCUUCAAGAAGGACCGUGAUGGCUACGGCAUGUGGAUGCUUGGUAACCUGGCCUCUGGUGGUGCUGCUGGUGCCACUUCUAUGCUUUUCGUCUACUCUCUCGACUACGCCCGUACCCGUCUGGCCAACGACGCCAAGUCCGCCAAGAAGGGCGGUGAGCGUCAGUUCAACGGUCUCGUUGAUGUCUACCGCAAGACCCUCGCCUCUGACGGUAUUGCCGGUCUCUACCGUGGUUUCAUGCCCUCCGUCGCUGGUAUCAUCGUCUACCGUGGUCUCUACUUCGGCAUGUACGACUCCAUCAAGCCUGUUCUGCUCGUCGGUUCCCUCGCCAACAACUUCCUUGCCUCUUUCGCUCUCGGAUGGUGCGUCACCACUGGUGCCGGUAUCGCUGCCUACCCUCUUGACACUAUCCGACGACGAAUGAUGAUGACUUCCGGUGAGGCCGUCAAGUACAAGAACUCCUUCGAUGCUGCCCGCCAGAUCAUUGCCAAGAACGGUGUCAAGUCCCUCUUCAACGGUGCCGGUGCCAACAUUCUCCGUGGUGUUGCCGGUGCUGGUGUCCUGUCCAUCUACGAUCAGCUCCAGGUCCUCCUCUUCGGCAAGGCCUUCAGCGGUGGCUCUGGUUAAAUUGCUUUUUCUACGUUAUGUAUAGACAUUCUUCGUGCGUUUUACCUCGGAGAUGGGUUUAAUUGGCCAGGUGGGUGUAAUGCGGCGUCCACUGGUUGAUAAAAAAGGAGACCGGAAUGGAAGGUAUUGAGGGAAGUUGGGCCAGAUAUCCCGACCUGUGUAACAGUUGCUAUUUGCGGGUUAGACUGGCAUCGGCACGGCGUAUUAGUCGUUUUUGACUCUGCCGUGCUUUCUAGGUCACUGUAAUUAUACACC